ACCUCAACCACCCCAGGCCCACGUCCAGUGGAGGAAACAGGCUUCCCCACGAGGCCACGAUUAUUUACGAACGACCCCAACUCCUGGAGCGCUCUGGACCGCCCUCCCCAGACCCCAACCAACGGACGACGACUCCGUCCAGAAUUCCAGAUCACGCAUAUCUCUCUCCCUCCCUCUCUCUCCUCGGCCUCGCCGCCCCUGUCCCCUCCUACACUGCCGCGCGCGCAUCGUGGAAUGGAGAUCCCUCCGGCCAUGAAGUGAUCUAUUUCUUCGUCGCCCCUAGCUCGCGCACAGGAGAAGGAGAAGGAGAAAGAGAAAGCAGGAGCCCGCUCGCGGCGAGGCAGCAGGAUGUCUUCGUCUAACUCGCCCUGUGCCGCGUGUAAGCUGCUGCGCCGCAAGUGCACGCAGGGAUGCGUGUUCGCGCCCUACUUCCCGCCCGACAAUCCGGGCAAGUUCGCGAGCGUGCACCGCGUCUUCGGCGCCAGCAACGUCUCGAAGCUCCUCAACGACCUGGACCAGCUGCAGCGGGAGGACGCCGUAAACUCCCUGGCGUACGAGGCCGACGCGCGCAUCCGCGACCCCGUCUAUGGCUGCGUGGCCUACAUCUCCGUGCUGCAGAUGAAGAUCAAACGGGUCCGCGACGAGAUCGCCAACGCGCGCAAGGAGCUGGCGGCUUACAUUGGGACCGCGGCCUUUGCGCCUUACGUCGCCACGCCGCAGUACCACCACCAUCAGUACGCGGCAGGCGCCGUGCCUCUCGCCGUCGGCGUCGGGCCGCAGCACGGUCACCCGCACCACCAGCAGCAACAGAUCAUGGUGCACCAGCACCUCCACCACCAGCAGCAGAUGGCAGCGGCUGCCGAGGUGCAGCAGCAGCUCGCUGUGGCCGUGGAGGUCGCGCGAGAGCAGGAUCUCAUGAUGCGGCAGGCCGCGGUAUACGCGCACGCCGUGCCCAGCGGCGGCCCCACGGUCGCCGUUGUGCCGCCCGACGCGCUGCCGUACGAGGGCGGCUUCCUCUUCCAGCAGCAGCCGCCCCCUUCGCAGGCGCAGACCGCCGUGGCGCUCACGUACCAGAUGGAGCAGUCCCCGCCGUCGUCGUCCUCGGGCCAGUCUCACCCCGAGGUGUCGCAGCAGCACAAUACGGAUGGCAGCGACGAGGGCAGCGGUGGCGGUGGUGUCGUGCCGCCGGCCUGAUCUGAGUCGUCUCGUCUGACGGCGCGCUGCACGCUUGCCUCUCAUUCGAGCUUGCUUUAGCCUUUUGCUUUCUUGUGUUUGGUGUUCGUAAUGAAUCUUUUUCCCCUUCCGUCGUCUUCAUCAUAUGGCCGGCGUACGUCUUGGCAUCGUCUCGGUCUAGAAUCCAUGCACGUUUCAAGUGGCAAAAUUCCAAUUAUUUCCCUCCCGAAGCCAGACUAUAGCUGGAUUCUUAUCAAGGUUCCACAUGAUCAGUUGCCUUUCUUCCUCAAGAGUUAGAGCCAAAUAAAUGCUGGACAGAAAGAGUGGUAGGAAAUGGCCUGGGGACAGAUACUCAUCAUAUGGAUCAGUGUAACACAGAGAAAUUAAUGGUGGGAAGGUGGAGGUAGACAGAAACAGCAGAGAGAAGCAUGCAUGGUGUGCUUCAGCGCAGGAGGGGAGCAGUAAAUGGUGAAGUAAGAUAGGAAACAAGAUGCAUGCAAGUAGCUUGCAAUUUGCAGGAGGGAGCAGCAGCAGGCAUGAAUAAAGAAAUCAACACGAACAUGAUAAGCAACUCAUAUAAUAUACUGACUCCGUUCUCGAAUAUUUGUUGGCCAUUAGUUUAUUUUUAAACUAAAACAUGACAUAAAAAAGAACGGAGGGAGUAUCUUAGUUCACUUGUGCAUUUGGUGUUGAACAUAUGUUUUUUUUUCACCGCUUAAUUUUAUUAUUAUUCUUUCAUCUUUUCCCCUCCUUUUCUGUUUCUCAUUGGUAAAUUCUUUCUGUCGUCUUGCAUUGUGUGUAUAAAGAAAUAGAAUCCUUUCAUUUAUUUGAACAUAAAUGGAUGGAGGCAAGAGCUAGUUAGUCAUCGUUUUAAUUUGUAAAGUCAAUGUUGUUUUGUCUGAAUUAUUAUUAUAUAUCCGGUAGCCUUCAUGACUAUGGUAGGGCCACCAGGCUCACUUCGACAUUCUAAAAAUGAGCCCUACCAUAUAGUCCCGUCAAUAUGUAUCAGUUUAAAUAAGUUAAAUGUGUGUUAUUUCUUUAGAA
This is a messenger RNA of Zea mays, 2217 nucleotides long. Its product is annotated as LOB domain-containing protein 36. The coding region runs from base 349 to 1194 and encodes 281 amino acids. NCBI's taxonomy places the organism in Eukaryota, Viridiplantae, Streptophyta, Magnoliopsida, Poales, Poaceae. The record is from RefSeq and is a predicted model, not a curated record. The transcript is spliced from 3 exons.